Molecule: messenger RNA, 3208 nt
Organism: Hyaena hyaena (striped hyena)
Lineage: Eukaryota; Metazoa; Chordata; Mammalia; Carnivora; Hyaenidae
Gene: CTDP1
Product: CTD phosphatase subunit 1
Exons: 12
Coding region: 177-2954 (925 amino acids)
Cellular component (GO): nucleus
Molecular function (GO): RNA polymerase II CTD heptapeptide repeat phosphatase activity
Source: RefSeq, a predicted model, not a curated record
CGGAAGUUGGCGCGGGCCGGGCGGCGGGUGGAAGCCGGUGCCGGAGCGCGAAUUGCAGCGCCGUCGCCUUCACCGCCCGGGCUGAGGUUGCCGGCCCGCCCGCCCGUCUGCGAUGGGGACCGGGCCCUGAGCGCCCCGCCAGCCUCCCCUUUCCACAGCGACCCCGCCCGGCCGCGAUGGAGGCGCCUUCAGCGGCUCCCCUUCCCGCCGAGGGUGGCCCGCCGGUGGCCGUGGCCGAGGUGCGCUGCCCGGGCCCCGGGCCGCUGCGCCUGCUCGAGUGGAAGGUGGCGGCGGGCGCGGCCGUGCGAAUCGGCUCCGUGCUGGCCGUGUGUGAGGCCGCCGCUUCCGCGCCGCCCACCGGUCCCGCCCCUGCCCGCGCCGGCUCCGGGGGCUGCGUGCGAGCAGAGCGCAGGCUGAGGUCCGAGCGCGCCGGCGUGGUGCGGGAGCUGUGCGCGCAGCCGGGCCAGGUGGUGGCCCCCGGGGCGGUCCUGCUGCGGCUGGAAGGCUGUAGCCACCCGGUUGUCAUGAAAGGCUUGUGUGCCGAGUGUGGCCAGGACCUAACCCAGUUGCAGAGUAAGAACGGGCAACAGCAGGUGCCCCUGUCCACGGCCACGGUGUCCAUGGUGCACAGCGUCCCAGAGCUGAUGGUGAGCUCCGAGCAAGCCAAGGAGCUGGGAAUGGAGGACCAGCAGCGGCUGCACCGGAACAGAAAGCUGGUGCUCAUGGUCGACUUGGACCAGACGCUGAUCCACACGACAGAACAGCAUUGCCAGCAGAUGUCGAACAAGGGCAUCUUUCACUUCCAGCUGGGUCGCGGCGAGCCGAUGCUGCACACACGCGUGCGUCCGCACUGCAGGGAGUUCCUGGAGAAGAUCGCCAGGCUGUACGAGCUGCACGUCUUCACGUUCGGGAGCCGGCUCUACGCUCACACCAUCGCAGGCUUUUUGGACCCUGAGAAGAAGCUUUUCUCACAUCGAAUAUUAUCGAGGGAUGAAUGUAUCGACCCGUUCUCUAAAACAGGGAACCUGAGAAAUCUCUUUCCCUGCGGAGACUCCAUGGUGUGCAUUAUUGAUGAUCGGGAAGAUGUGUGGAAGUUCGCCCCCAACCUGAUAACCGUAAAGAAAUACGUCUACUUCCAGGGCACAGGAGACAUCAAUGCUCCCCCUGGGUCGCGGGAGCCACAGGCGAGGAGGAGAGCGAACCAGCCUUCCAAAGCUGCCGAUGUCACGGAACAUGCUGCGUCCGUCAGGGAGACCGAGGAGGGACGGCAGAUUUCUGGGGUCGAGCAAAGUAACGGCCUUGGGAAGCCUGCGAGGGAGCUCAACGGGGGCAUCUCUCCGCGGGGGGACUGGCCCCUGCCUGGGCCGGAGGAGGACAGAGGCGCCCGGCCCACCCCCCGUGGCCCCUUGGCUGAGGGCAGGGGGCCCCCCACAGGUGCUCAGCCGCAUGGUCGGACAUUGCCAGAAAAGCGGCCCACUCAGGGCACGGCGGGCGGUGACCUGGACUUUGACCUUUCCAGUGACAGCGAGUCGGAGGCCCAGUCAUCCUCUGAUGGAGAAAGUGGGGAGAGGAGGGGCCUGGAAAGACCUCAGGGCCCACGAGAUGCAGGGAGAGUGGCCCAGCGGGGGGGCCCUGCUGGUCUGGGAGGGGCGAGUCCGUGCGGAGAGCCGGCCCCAGGCGAGCACCUGGACGCGCAGGAGGAGGACGAGCGGGACGGCCUCUGCGGGCUGGGCGGCGGCUCUGCCGACCGGAAGGAGGCCGAGACCGAGUCGCAGAACAGCGAGCAGUCGGGCAUCACCGCGGGCGAGUCCCUGGAUCAGAGCGUGGAGGAGGAGGAGGAGGAGGAGGACACAGAUGAAGACGACCACCUGGUCCACCUGGAGGAGAUCCUCGCCCGAGUGCACUCUGACUACUACGCCAAGUACGACCGCUACCUCCGCGGGGACAGCCCCGAGCCCCCCGACAUUCGCAAGAUCGUCCCGGAGCUCAAGAGCAGGGUGCUGGCAGACGUGGCCAUCAUAUUUAGCGGGCUGCAUCCCACAAAUUUCCCCAUCGAGAAGACGCGGGAGCAUUACCACGCCACGGCCCUCGGCGCCAAGAUCCUCACUCAGCUGGUGCUGGACCCUGACGACCCUGACAGGGCCACCCACCUGAUCGCGGCCAGGGCAGGCACGGAGAAGGUGCGCCAGGCCCAGGAGUGCGGGCAGCUGCACGUGGUCAACCCCGACUGGCUGUGGAGCUGCCUGGAGCGCUGGGACCGGGUGGAGGAGCAGCUGUUCCCGCUCAGGGCCGACUGCAGCCGGGCCCAGAGGGAGGACGGCCCCGCGGCCUUCCCUGACAGGCAGGGCGCGCUCCCCACUGCCCUGUUCCACCCGACGCCCGUCCAUCCCAGGGCCCCGUCUGGGCCGGAAGUUCGCAUCUAUGAUGCCAACACGGGCAAGCUCAUCCGGAAAGGUGCUGUGGGCCCGGGGCCCCCCGGCUCCCUGCCAGUCCACGCGGAGCACUCCUCCUUCAGAGUGGUUCAGCCGCCACCACAGAUGCUCGCCCAGGAGCUGCCGGACACCCGACGCGGGGAGCGGCCCGGCCCCGGCGGAAGGAAGCGACAGCCCAGCAUGUCCGAGACCAUGCCUCUGUACACGCUGUGUAAGGAGGACCUGGAGAGCAUGGACAAGGAGGGGCCACAAGCGGAAGCUGCCCGAGGAGGAGGCCGGCAGCGCGUCCAGCGGGGACACCAGCGGGGAGGACGAGGAGGGCAGCAGCUCGGAGGCGGACGAGAUGGCCGCGGCGCUGGAGGCGGAGCUCAACGACCUCAUGUGACCUGCAGGGCACGCGGCGGACGUGUGCGUCUCGCUCCGUCCCCAGAUGGCUCCCGGCCGCGUGGGCCCUUGGAUGGGGUCUCCUUUCCUCCAGAAAGACGUGUAUAUUUGCAGAGCACCACAUACAAAAACACAUAAUUUUGCAGAAAUAGGUGUUUUUAGAGGUUUUACUACAGAAAGUCUACUUUUCUAAGGGACAGUGUCCCUGGAGGCAGUGUGCCAAAGACAUCGCCACGCCCCUCACAGCCUCUUGCGGGCGGGCGGGCGCGGGUCCGGGUGGCGCACGGGGCCCUCCUCCUCCAGGACACGGGUGUAAAGUUUUUGUAUAUCUAUUUCGCAUUUGACCCACCGAGCAGAUUUCUCUUUCAUUUAAUAAAACUCCUUUUUGUACA